AUGGUUCGGCGGGUUGCGGGCCGCGCGCUGCUGCGGGCCGCGCCGCUGCCGUGGCGCGUAGCCGCCGCCUCCUACGGUACUAUGACAACAUCUGCCAAAAUCCAAGUGAAUGGAGUCCACCUGCAUUAUCAGCAGACAGGAGAAGGAAACCAUGCAGUUCUUCUGCUUCCUGGCAUGCUAGGGAGUGGUCAAACCGAUUUUGGACCGCAGCUUAAGUCUAUGAACAAGCAGCUUUUCACAAUUGUUGCUUGGGAUCCUCGGGGAUAUGGACAAUCCAUCCCUCCACCUCGAGACUUUCCUCCAGAUUUCUUUGAGAGGGACGCAAAAGAUGCUGUAGAUCUUAUGCAGGCACUCAAAUUUAAGAAGUUCUCUUUGCUGGGAUGGAGUGAUGGUGGCAUUACAGCACUGAUUGCAGCUGCGAAGUACCCAGCUCUUAUCCACAAGCUGGUGGUUUGGGGAGCAAACGCCAGUGUUACUCAAGAGGAUGUGAGAAUUUAUAAUGGCAUCCGAGAUGUUUCCAAGUGGAGCGAAAAGGUUAGGAAACCAUUGGAAGAGAUGUAUGGACAUAAAUACUUUGCAAAAACUUGUGAGGCUUGGGUAGAUGGAAUAUGUCGCUUUGCAGAAAAAUCAGAUGGUAAUAUCUGCCAAGAGUUGCUGCCUCUCAUUAAAUGUCCCACAUUUAUAAUUCAUGGAGGGAAGGACCCUUUGGUUCCACGCGCGCAUGCGGAAUACAUCCAUGAGAACAUCAAAGGCUCUCGGUUCCUUCUGAUGCCGGAAGGAAAGCAUAACCUACACCUGCGCUUCGCAGAAGAAUUCAACAGACAAGUAGAAGACUUCUUAGCAUGAUCUGAAACUUAAAAUAAGUUACAAAAGAGGUGGUUUUCUUUUGUCUGUUUAGCCAUUUUAAUUGCUUUUCCAUUUUGAUUCGAGUUCGAUAGGUUUGAGUCAGAGAGGAAAGAAUGUCAGGUUUGCAUAAGCAACCUGAGAAUGCAGCGAGCCUGUGGAGCACAGCCCUUGCAUGCCUAAAGUCAGGAUUUCAGAACAUAAGAGGAGACAGUGAGCUGCAGUGGGUCAUAGCACUGCUGUGCUGCAGGAUUUCUGACAUGCCUUUAAGCUUAUUUCAUAUCACACUAGCCAAAUGGCCUCUAGUGAUUCAACCAAGAUAUUUUAAAAAAUUUAAAAAAAAGACAUAAAACACUGUCUAGAAUACAUGCCUUUAUGUGAUCUUAACAUUAAAAGACAAAAAGACAUUGUAAUAAACU
Nothoprocta perdicaria is the source of this 1262-nucleotide messenger RNA. RefSeq names its product biphenyl hydrolase like (gene BPHL). The record is from RefSeq and is a predicted model, not a curated record. NCBI's taxonomy places the organism in Eukaryota, Metazoa, Chordata, Aves, Tinamiformes, Tinamidae. Bases 1 to 846 code for a protein of 281 amino acids. The transcript has 7 exons.